This is a messenger RNA of Myotis brandtii (Brandt's bat), 2022 nucleotides long. RefSeq names its product adhesion G protein-coupled receptor D1 (gene ADGRD1). The transcript has 14 exons. Gene Ontology annotation, biological process: cell surface receptor signaling pathway; adenylate cyclase-activating G protein-coupled receptor signaling pathway. Gene Ontology annotation, molecular function: G protein-coupled receptor activity. The record is from RefSeq and is a predicted model, not a curated record. Gene Ontology annotation, cellular component: membrane. The annotation marks the transcript as partial. Lineage: Eukaryota; Metazoa; Chordata; Mammalia; Chiroptera; Vespertilionidae.
GGGGCUGCUGCUGCUGACGCUGCUGUGUUCUGUGUGCAGGUGCGCCCGGCCCUGUCCAGCUCGCAGGCCCAUCCAGGGUUCAAGGUCUUGCUCACGGCCUCCCACUACUGGCCCCUGGAGCAUGUGGACGGCAUCCGUGAGCUGCAGGAAACGGCCGGAGACCUCGUGGAGGGCAAGGUGGGCAAGGGCAUCUACCUGCGGGAGCAGAAGGGCGUCACGCUGCUGCUCUACGGGCGCUACAAGGCCUCCUGCAUCAGUAACCCCGCCCAGUGCGGCCCCGAAGAGUUCUCCGUGGCCAAGCUCCUGCCCAGGGCCCUGAACUCCUCCCACUACCGCUUCCCGGCCCAGGGCCACAACUACAUCGAGAUCCCCCAGGAGGCCUUCCGCAGCCACGGUGGGAUCGCCGAGGCGGCGGCUUACAGGAGCUGCCCGCUGUCGGCUGCCAGCUACCUCAUCUCCCUGGAGGUGGUGCCGCCGCCCACACUCUCCCAGAACCUGUCGGGCUCCCCGCUGACCACCGUCCGGCUCAGGCACAAGUUGACGAGCAGGCAGUACCGCGAGGCCACCAAUGAGACGAACCGCGUGUUCCUGUACUGCGCCUUCCUGGACUACAGGUGCUGCCUGGAGGGAGGCCUGGGGUGCAGAGGGACCUGGUGGAGGUGGGAGACACCGGCUUUCACUGAGCCGUGGGGACUGCCCAAGCCGGGUCAUUUCCAAGGGCAGCCGGGAGCCAUGGAGGGUCCAAGAGUGAUAGCAGCUGGGCCUCACCCCUGCCCCCCGCCCCCCGCCCUCAGCUCGGUCAGCACCAUCCGGAACCAGCGCUACCACAUCCACGCCAACCUGUCCUCCGCCAUCCUGGUGGCCCAGGUGCUGCUGCUGGUCAGCUUCCACUGCCGUCCGGGCACGGUCCCGUGCCAGGUGCUGGCCGUGCUCCUGCACUACUUCUUCCUGAGCGCCUUCGCCUGGAUGCUGGUGGAGGGGCUGCACCUCUACAGCCUGGUCGUCAGGGUCUUCGGCUCCGAGGACAGCAAGCUCCGCUACUACUACGGCGUCGGGUGGGGGUCCCCGCUCCUGAUCUGCGUCGUCUCCAUCUCCUGUGCCCUGGACAGUUACGGGACCACCAACAACUGCUGGCUGUCCCUCCACAGCGGCGCCAUCUGGGCCUUCGUGGCCCCUGCCCUGCUGGUCAUCGUGGUAGGUGCCUGUCCUGCCCGCCACCCCAGGCCUCACCCUCUCUCCGCCAGGUUGACGGCGAAGGCGGUGGCUGUGCUGCUGCCCAUCCUGGGCACCUCCUGGGUCUUCGGGGUGCUGGCCGUCAACAGCCAGGCGGUGGCCUUCCAGUACGCGUUCGCCAUCCUCAACUCCCUGCAGGGCUUCUUCAUCUUCCUCUUCCACUGCCUCCUGAACUCCGAGGUGAGAGCCGCCUUCAAGCAUAAAACCAAGGUCUGGUCCCUCACGAGCAGCUCCAGCCGCAACGCCAACCCGAAGCCCUUCAGCUCCGACGUGAUGAACGGGACCCGGCCGGGCACAGCCUCCUCCAAGCUCAGCCCCUGGGACAAGAGCAGCCAGUCUGCCCACGGCGUGGACCUGUCCCCCGUGUGAGCCGAGACCACGCACCACCCGGGCUGGCCUGCUGCUCGGAGCAUUGCCCCCCAACAGCACGCGAGACACACUCUGCCUUUGCCCGGGGGACCCUCUCCAUCGCCGUCUGGUCACGGGGUCCCUGUGACCGCCAUCCCCGUGGGACAGAGGCCACCACUCCGCCCGCUGCCUGUUCACAGCCAGGGCGGACCCCCUGGCUCCGUCCCCCAGCAGCCGAGCGACGGCCCUCGGGGCUCCCCAGAACUCGGCGGCCUGCUGUCCUGCUCCAUGAGCCUCCCCCAUCGGACCUGUGACUGAGCUCAAGGCCCAGCGGCCCAGCACCAGGAGGGGGACUCGGACCACAGGGCUGGGUCCUGCUGGGGGUUCAGGUCCCCGCGCAGCCCCAGAGGGUCGGGCGAGGCAGGUGGGGGUGCGUGGGAG